AUGACAAACUGCAUGUCAGCCCAGCAGCGAAAACCCAUGGCGAAGCCGCGCCAUGCUGGUCGCAGCCGCUUCGCUUUGGUGCAGCCGCUGCUGCUGCUGUUCUGCUUCUGCGGCGUGACCACUGUUUUCACUUCGCCGAUAGCCCGGCGAUCAGCGCUGCUGCCGGCUCUCGGCAUCCUCUGCCCGCUGCCGGCACGAGCGCAGCAGGGCCCGGAGGAGCGCUUGUCGCUGUACAAGGGCAAGGCCGUGUCCGUUCGGGAAUCCGCCGAGUGGUAUCGUUUCUAUGUCGGCGAUUUGGUUUCAAGGGGAAGCGGUGAAGAUACCAGGGACGGUCUCAAGGUCAGUGAUGAAGACUGUGGUGGCGGGUUGUGCCUUGCCGGCCAGGCUCUUUCGGAGCUGCAGCGGGUCGUGACAUCAGGAUCAGGGCCUGGAGGCGGACUCUCGCUUGUAGAGCGUGCACUGACUACACCGCUCUUCCUGAUGGUCGGCUUCGAAGUGUGGGAUCCAGACUCGAGUUUCGGUGAUGAGGCCAGAAAGGCUGCCGGGAAAUUCCAGGCGACCAUCAACGAACUGCGAAGCAAGUUGAGCGAGCGCAAAGACGCCGACGUGGCCAGCAAAUUGUACAGGAAGAGCUUGGAGGAGUUGAAUGACUUCUUUCGCAUCGCAAACGAAGCUGGUGGAGUGAAGCCUCAGGACGUGGAGUACCUGCCACAGCUGCCCUUGACCAAGCAGGAGCUGGACUCCUCAGAGUACUGGAAGGCUGAACGGGUUGCCUUCGAUGAGGCAAACGACCCGGUGCGCAUCUUUCAAGAGCGGAACGCAUUCGGAUCUCGGGACCUGCGCCAGAGCCUGAAGCGCUUCCCUGGAGCAACGCUGCUGCUCCGAUGA
Molecule: messenger RNA, 888 nt
Organism: Symbiodinium sp. CCMP2456
Lineage: Eukaryota; Dinophyceae; Suessiales; Symbiodiniaceae
Source: the annotation of a GenBank genome assembly